Molecule: messenger RNA, 1707 nt
Organism: Brenthis ino (lesser marbled fritillary)
Lineage: Eukaryota; Metazoa; Arthropoda; Insecta; Lepidoptera; Nymphalidae
Source: the annotation of a GenBank genome assembly
AUGAGUACCUACAAACACUCUGCCGUGGAUGUCAUCGGCGAGGCGAAAAGGGACCAUGACGCUAAGAGAUGGCAGAAAGCAGAUGGAGAAAGGUUAUCAGCCUAUCCCCAUGGACAGACAGACAGAUCAUCAUUACUCCGAUCUCAUGCUGCGAAGUCAGCAGAGUGCAGUGGUCAAGGCUCGCCUAAAGCUAGAAGAACCCCUCGAGAAUCUCGACGAGUGUCUCUCGCGCAGGCAUCAGGAUACGUUCAGCUCAAUCAGUACAGAUUGUUGGAGCCUAUUGGUCAGGGAUCGUAUGGAAUCGUCAAGUUAGCCUACAGCGAAGAAGAUGACACGCAUUACGCAAUGAAGAUUCUAUCAAAACGGAAGUUAAUGCGGCGAGCUGGACUCUUUGGGAGAACUCCUCCUAGAAGACCAGGUCCUGGGCCGCCGCCAGAUCCGCUGCAAAGGGUUUAUAGAGAAAUAGCUGUCUUAAAGAAGCUGGAUCAUCCAAACGUCGUCAAACUUGUGGAGGUGUUAGAUGAUCCAGCAGAGGAUCAACUCUACCUCGUGUUCCAACUACUGGAAGGAGGGCCUGUGAUAGAUAUACCCAGUGAAAACCCUCUCAGCGAGGACCUCGCAAGGAAGUACUUUAGAGAUGCUGUGCUCGGCGUAGAAUACUUACACUUUCAACGUAUUGCCCAUCGGGACAUCAAACCUGCAAAUCUCUUGCUUGGUGAUGGGCGAGUGCAAGUGGCAGAUUUGGGAGCAUGCGGAGAGCUCGCAGGAGCUGGGCAGCUCUCGGGCGCAGUUGGCACGCCCGCCUUCAGAGCGCCGGAGUCCACUGAUAUUGGCGAGGCAGCUGAUAUAUGGUCACUAGGAGUGACACUGUACGCGAUGGUGACCGGUAAAGUGCCGUGGAUAGCGCCCACCGCAGAGGAUCUCAGGAAGAAAAUCCUUGCUGAACCCCUCACGUUUCCUACCAAGCCACAAGUCUCAAAACCCCUCAGAAGACUACUAUUGAAGAUGCUCGAUAAAGAUUCCAAAAAUAGAGCAACAAUGCAAGACAUCAAGGAGCACGAAUGGGUCACACAAAAUGGUAAGGAUCCAUUGCCUUCGGAACAAGAAAACUGUCGCCUGGUAGAAGUGACCGACGAGGACAUGGCCCGCGUCGUCACGUCCAUACCCAAUUUAUCCACGCUUAUACUCAUCAAGACUAUGCUCAAGAAGCACAGUUUUCAAAAUCCAUUCCUUCGUAGUCGAGAAGGCAGUUCACGACGAGAGUCGAGUGAAGUUGGCGACGUGGAGGGAGAAGGAGACAAUGGAAGCUCAAGAGCAGAUCGAGGACUCCGACGUGCCGCUCUCUCCCGAUCUGGACGAUCCUUAUCAGCGCCCGGAAAUUAUCUCGCUGAUAAACAAACUUCCUUCGAGAUCGCUCUGGAAUCAGUACAAGAGACCAAAGAACGUGAUGUGAAAACCACUAAAGAACCCAACGUUACCACCGCAACCAAAUGCACAAGCCAAACAAACAGCUCGAAACCAGAAGAAACCAAACACAAACAGACAGAAGCAUCAAAUAAUAUCAAAGAUACCAACCAAACAAAACCAAAAACAUCCGAGAGUAACCAAAAUAAUGUGAACAUUAAAAAGGUGAACGUAAACAAUCAAGCCAACAAUGUGAAGGAUGCUAGCAAGGACAGUAAGCCGAACGGGAGGGAUAAGGAAAGG